AUGAGUACUUGUUCUUCUAAUUGGAGUAAUUCCCAAGGAAGCCAUACAAAAGGCGACUUACUCCAGAUCCAAGAAAUGAAAUUACAAAAUGAGCACCUUCAAGCACGCAUUGAACAGUUACAAAAUUCGCUUGACACAACAAAUUCUCAACUUCGUCAAGCACUUGAAACCGCAUCAACAGUCAAUCCACUUCACGAAGAGAAUAUAGCUCUGAAAUUACAAUUACGUGAAGCGACAGACAACUAUACAAAAACGAAAAAUAGUUUUAUUUGCCAAUUAGCCGAAUUGAAUCAGAAACUUGAUGAUGAGAAGUCAAAGAAUGCAAAGGCAGUGGAAGAACAAGCAAAAGAAAUCACUAAACUUAAAAAUUAUUCAAAUAAAACGCAAAAAGAGAGAGAUUUAGUAACAGAUGAGUUAAUCACAUAUAAGGAACAACUUGCUGAUGCUACAACUAAAGUUCAAAAGCUUGUAAAGCAUAAAGCUAAAGCCAGAUCAAUGAUUGACAUGUUAUCAAACAAAAUCGACCAAUUAGAAUCAGUUACAAACGAACUUUCUACAGAAAACGAUAAACUCACCGCAGCCAAGCGUUCUCUCGAAACAGAAAAUGCUCAAUUAAAAGAUCAAAUUGAAAACCUCAAACAAAGCGAUAAACAUAAUACAGAUACAUUGCAUUAUGCUCAAACUGAGAACAAGAACCUCUGUUCAGCUAUUGAAAGCCUUCAAGAACAAUUCGAAAUCCAAAAAGAUGACUUUACAUCAAUUGCUGAAGAACGCGAUAGUCUUCUUCAAAUAAUAAAGAAACUCCAUUCAGCUAUCUGCUAUUAUGAAAAUGAACUUGAUUCAUUGAAGCAACAAAACGCAUUAUUACAAGAUAAAUCAAAGAAAGCAGCUGUUAAGCCACAACUCUUUUCAGAUCAAUUCGAUAUUACUCAGAUUACAUUCCCAUUCGAUGACGAUCUCAAGAAACAGAUCAAUACAAUUAUUGGUUUUGAUCAUUUCCAGCCAAUGCAAAAGCUUCAGUUAAUCAUCAAUGAAAUAACCAAAUCAUUAAAUAACCUCCAGCAGAAAGCCAAAGAAUCAACACAAAACGCAGAAACUUUUGAAAAUGAUAAUAAAAUCUUGAAAGAAAACUACAACAAGUCAAAUAUUCUCUUAUCAACAUUAGCUAGAGAAUGGAAGAACCUCGAAUGCAACGAAGAAAAGAUCGAUGCUAUUGAAUUUUGCGAAAAUGAUAAGAAUUUCUUAGAAUUUUUGGCUGAAGAGAUUCCAAAGAUCAAAGAACUUCCAGAAGAUGCACAGAAUCUCUUGGCGGAAGAAUCGGCCAACUUAAGGCACGAAAUUCUUGAAAAUCUCUCAAAGAAAGAUAAAGUUUAUGCAAACUUAGUUUCUGUUGUCUUUUUAGAUAACCAGAGGCUCAGAAAGCAACUUGAAAAGGUUCUUGCAUCAUGCAACAAGAAGGAACAACUCAUGCAGACCCUUGAAUCCGUUGGUGUCGAAGAUGUUUACGAUUUACCCGAAAUCAUCAAAGAAUUACAAAGUCAAAUCGACCAUCUCAAGGACACAAGAAGAGAAUUACAUGUUGCAUUGGUUGAAGCAAGGAAUGCACUCAAGGAAAGAGUCACAAAUGAUGAACAAAUGCAAAAUCAACUGAAUGAAAACAAACAAAAACUUUCUGAGUUAUAUGCUGAAAACCAACGUCUCAAAUGCGAAUUCGAGAGAUUACAUAACAACACAAGUAUUACAAUGCCAAUAAUUCCACAGACACCAACAACAAAACCUGUUCAAAUUGAACCUAAAUAUGUCAAAGAAGAAAAUGAUGAUGAUGAACUUAAACUGACAUUAAAGAACUUGCAUGACACAAUCAAGAGCAAGACAGAGGAAAUAGAGAAGCUUAAGAAGACACUUAAGGAGUUAACAGAAGAAGCAAACUUGGCUAAAGAUGAUUUCAAGAGACAUUUGAAGAGAAAAGAAAAUGAAAUCCAAAAUUUGGAAAUGUGUUUACAAAAAGUUACCGAAAACUUGCAAAAAUCAAAGAAGAAACUGAAAAUUGAGAAGCAGAAGAUCUAUAAUGAACAUCAGAAUGAAGUUAACCAGAUAGUCAUGAACUUCGAAAAGGCAAAACAAGAACUCAAUCAAAGUUUGACAGAAAACAAAGAAAAAGUUGAAAAAUUGAGUAGUGCCAAUUCUAAGAUUCAAAAUGAUUUGCAGGCAAAACAAGACGAAUCUAAGUCCCUCAAAGAUGAGAACAAUUCGUUGAUCACUAAGGUCCAAAACCUUGAAAACAAGUUGCAAUUAAUGAACGACCAAAUUGCAAAAGAACAAAAACAAAACCAAGCAAAUACAACAGUUAAACUCCUCAACCAAGAGAAUUUACAUCAAAAGGAAACAAAGGAGUUGAGAAUGAAGUACGAAUCAGAAAAGAAGAGAAUGAUGGACUUCAUUACUUCUCAUCUCGGAAGCCUUUACGGAAUUAUUGAUUUCGAUUAUGAUGAAAAUAGCAUUUCACAACUCUUUAUUAAGAUCCAGAAUGAUCUUAACAAACUUAAGUAUUUCCAAGACCAAGCAACUAAGCUUUAA
Messenger RNA from Trichomonas vaginalis G3, 2577 nucleotides. RefSeq names its product A-type inclusion protein-related family. Bases 1 to 2577 code for a protein of 858 amino acids. The record is from RefSeq and is a predicted model, not a curated record. Lineage: Eukaryota; Parabasalia; Trichomonadida; Trichomonadidae. The transcript has a single exon.